Molecule: messenger RNA, 694 nt
Organism: Sphaeramia orbicularis (orbiculate cardinalfish)
Lineage: Eukaryota; Metazoa; Chordata; Actinopteri; Kurtiformes; Apogonidae
Product: fatty acid-binding protein, brain
Exons: 4
Coding region: 67-465 (132 amino acids)
Molecular function (GO): lipid binding
Source: RefSeq, a predicted model, not a curated record
UCCUAAGUCUGCAGCUUGUUCAGUGUGCUUUGGAGAUUACAUUGCCUCUCUCUGAAAACCGCCACCAUGGUUGACGCCUUCUGUGCCACUUGGAAACUGGUCGACAGUGAGAAUUUUGAUGAUUACAUGAAAGCACUGGGUGUGGGCUUUGCCACUCGACAGGUUGGCAACGUCGCCAAACCCACGGUCAUCAUCAGCCAGUCGGGUGACAAGGUGGUGAUCCGCACCGAGAGCACCUUCAAAAACACAGAGAUCUCCUUCAAACUGGGAGAGGAGUUUGACGAAACCACCGCUGAUGACAGGAACUGCAAAUCCACAGUGAGCAUGGAGGGAGACAAGUUGGUCCAUGUCCAGAAGUGGGACGACAAAGAGACCAAGUUUGUCAGAGAAAUCAAGGAUGGGAAGAUGGUCAUGAAUCUGACCUUCGGGGACAUCCAUGCGGUGCGUACCUACGAGAAGGCAUGAGUGCUCUGAUUCGACAGCGUCCCAAACCGACCCAAGUGUUGAUUUUAUAAUUAUUAUUGACUGUUUGCUUCUCUUUGCACUUCUUCCUCCUCUACAUGUACACAGUCUGCGGGCUGUGCAUGUUUUGUAAGAUUUUUUUUUUUUAUAUGAAACCAUUUCUGUCAUGAUGGAUGGAUCGUCUUUUUUCAACCCUGUGUGAAACAUGAAAUAAAACACAGAGAGCAAAUGA